UUCUUCAUGUUAUGUCAACCUACAUCUGAUCUCAGCAGCCGGAAAACUACGAUUAUUAAUGUUUGCAUAACACUACACGAGAGCCAGACUACUUUGCAAGUGUGCCCUGCAAAGUAAGCUGAUGUUGAGUAAUGUGAAGUAGAGAUUCGUGUUGCAGUGAUGCGCUGCGCUCGGCGCGUCCUUCAACGCGCAGACGCGCUCUACAGACGCGUCAACACAUGGUCUGCUGUCGGAGCGGCUUUUAACACCCAGCACCGACGACUGGACAAUUUGGAGAAAAAUGUGGGUCUGUUUGGAGUACCAGAGCUCAGCAGUCCGGCUGGUUUCCAGGUGGCCCAGCGAAAGGCUCUCCGGGAAGCUGAGUUUCUGGUCCACAGAGCCUGCACACAUCCUCCUGAUGCCAUCACCGUGGAAACGUUUGACCAGCUCUCUGACAGCUUGUGUAAAGUGGCCGACCUGGCAGAUUUUAUCAAAGUUGCUCAUCCAGAUGCUGCGUUCCGUGAGGCUGCGGAAAGGACCUGUGUUGAUAUUGGAACUGUUGUGGAAAAACUCAAUACAAAUGUUGAUUUGUGUCGGAGCCUGAAAACUUUGUUGGAAAAUGAAGCCGUUUUGGCCACACUGGAUCCAGAAGAAAGGAGAGUUGCAGAGCUUUUCAUGUUUGACUUUGAGAUAAGCGGGAUACGUCUAGAUGAAUCCAAGAGGAAGAAAGCUGUUGCAUUGAAUGUGGAGUUGCUGGAUCUUUCCUACGAGUUUCUGAACGGCUCUCAACUCCCAAACUCUAUAGACAAGCGGGUUCUACCGGAACGCAUCCGUCACUGUUUCUCCAUAGACGGGAACCGAGUUCAGAUCGGCGGGCUGUGUGCGGAUUCUCCCAAUGAGCUGGUUCGAGAAGCUGCGUAUAAAAUCUUUUUGUACCCCAACACUAGUCUCCUGCUUUGUUUGGAUGAGCUUCUGGCUUGUAGACAUGAGCUGGCAACACUAGUGGGCUAUGAAUCAUUUGCACACAGAGCUUUGAAAGGAACAAUGGCUAAAACUCCAGAGACUGUGAUGAAGUUUUUGACGCUGCUUACCGAAAAGCUCUCAGACAGGACAUCAAAGGAUUUCAAGGUGAUGAGGGAAAUGAAGAAGAAAACGCACAUAACAAAUCAUGAAGUGAUGCCAUGGGAUCAUGCGUACCUCAGUAGUGCCAUAAGGACGGAGAAGUUUAAUGUAGAUUGCGGCGUUUACAGCCCAUAUUUCUCUCUCGGUGCUUGCAUGGAGGGUCUCAACCAUCUCUUCACACAGCUGCUGGGUGUCUAUUUCCAAGCAGAGGAGCCGAAAAUGGGAGAAGUUUGGAGCGAAGAUGUUAGAAAGCUGGCUGUGGUUCAUGAAACCGAGGGACUGCUGGGAUAUAUAUACUGUGAUUUCUUCCGUAGACCUGAUAAACCUAACCAGGACUGUCACUUCACCAUCCGUGGUGGGCGGUUGAUGAAAGACGGUGUUUAUCAGCUGCCUGUUGUGGUGCUGAUGUUGAGUUUACCUCCACCCAAUGGAAAAACCCCAUCACUGCUCACUCCUGCCAUGGUGGAGAACCUCUUCCAUGAGAUGGGGCAUGCCAUGCAUUCAAUGUUAGGCCGAACACGAUAUCAACAUGUCACAGGAACCAGGUGCUCUACAGAUUUUGCUGAGGUUCCUUCUGUCCUCAUGGAGUAUUUUGCAUCAGAUUAUCGGGUUGUGAGCCAGUUCGCUCGACAUUAUCAAACUGGGGAGCCCCUGCCGGAGAGCCUUGUGUCCCGUUUGUGUGAGUCUAAAAGGGUCUGCGGUGCUGCCGACACUCAGCUACAGAUUUUCUAUGCAGCUUUGGAUCAGGUUUAUCACGGCAAGCCACAAUACACAACCACCACUGACAUGCUCAGAGAAAUGCAGGAGAAAUUUUAUGGGUUACCGUAUGUUCCUGACACAGCUUGGCAGCUGAGAUUCAGUCAUCUGGUUGGUUAUGGUGCCAAAUAUUAUUCCUACCUCAUGUCCAGAGCUGUGGCCUCUAUGGUGUGGAGGCAGUGUUUUCUACAGGAUCCCUUUAACAGAGUUAUGGGAGAGCGUUACCGUUGGGAGAUGCUUGCUCAUGGAGGUAGUAAAGAACCUAUGCUGAUGGUCCAAGGAAUGCUGCAGAAAACUCCAACUAUUGAAGACUUUGUGGAUGCACUAGUGGUGGAUCUUGAUGCAAAUUUGAAAACCCAAAAAUAAGACCAUCACAUGCCCCAUGAUGUCAUUGCACCUUCCCCAUCCAGCUGCUUUUUAUACCUCAUUAAAGUAAUAUAUGAAAACCAGCUGUCACUCAUGUAUAGACAUGUCUUUUUUUAAUAAUAAAUACUUGUUGGUCAUCAUGAUGCACUUGUGUAAUGAUGUUAAGCAAAAUCAGUGUUCCCCGAAAUAAAAAUGUGCUUCCAGA
Molecule: messenger RNA, 2428 nt
Organism: Triplophysa rosa
Lineage: Eukaryota; Metazoa; Chordata; Actinopteri; Cypriniformes; Nemacheilidae
Gene: mipepb
Product: mitochondrial intermediate peptidase b
Exons: 19
Coding region: 160-2223 (687 amino acids)
Biological process (GO): peptide metabolic process
Cellular component (GO): mitochondrion
Molecular function (GO): metalloendopeptidase activity
Source: RefSeq, a predicted model, not a curated record